Messenger RNA from Schistocerca serialis cubense, 584 nucleotides. RefSeq names its product allergen Tha p 1-like. The record is from RefSeq and is a predicted model, not a curated record. The transcript is spliced from 2 exons. NCBI's taxonomy places the organism in Eukaryota, Metazoa, Arthropoda, Insecta, Orthoptera, Acrididae. Bases 55 to 432 code for a protein of 125 amino acids.
UGUGGUCGGCAUAUCACUGGACAGCCACGGUCGGCAAACCUCUCUACAACCACGAUGCAGAACUGUACUCUAGCUUUGUUGCUCCUGUGCCUGUUGGCGGCUGCCGCUGCGUACACCACUAAGUACGACAACAUCGACCUGGACGACAUCCUGCACAACGACCGCCUACUGAAGAAGUACCACGAGUGCCUCCUCUCUGACAGCGACGCAUCCUGUACCCCAGACGGAAAGGAGCUGAAGGCCGCCAUUCCUGAUGCACUAACGAACGACUGUGCCAAGUGCAACGAGAAGCAGAAGGCUGGAGCGGAGAAGGUGAUCAGGUUCCUCAUCAAGGAGAAGCCCGACCUGUGGACGCCGCUGGAGAACAAGUACGACCCCACCGGCACUUACAGGCAGAAGUACGGCGAGGAGCUCAGGAGGGUCUCCGCCUAAACACCGGGACACUUUUUGCACUGCACUGUGACAGCUCCAGAACAUUUAUCGGGUUGACUCUCUGUGAUACAACCCAAGAACCUUAAUUUAUCUGAUUACUGUUAACAUUUGUUGUGUUCCACAUAUUUUAAAAUAAAGGUCUUUUAAUAAGA